Messenger RNA from Sinocyclocheilus anshuiensis, 1858 nucleotides. RefSeq names its product glycerate kinase-like. NCBI's taxonomy places the organism in Eukaryota, Metazoa, Chordata, Actinopteri, Cypriniformes, Cyprinidae. Gene Ontology annotation, cellular component: cytoplasm. Gene Ontology annotation, molecular function: glycerate kinase activity. Bases 194 to 1774 code for a protein of 526 amino acids. Gene Ontology annotation, biological process: protein phosphorylation. The transcript is spliced from 5 exons. The record is from RefSeq and is a predicted model, not a curated record.
CAGAGUAAGGGGGCGUUAGAAUUAUGAAUGUGUAAACCUGACAUGACUGAUAAACAAAUUAAAAUGACGCUAAGACGUUAUUUAGACUUUUAUGUUGUUUUCUAUGUCUGAAGUGACCAGAUGUUGGAGUAUGGAGGAAAAAUUGUGGUAUUAAGUGGUUCUCUUCAUCUGAUGUGGAUAGUUUGAUUGGUUUAUGGCUCUCUCACGUUUUUUUCACCUGCAGCACCCACUGCGGGUGAGCUUAGCAUCAUUGUGCUCUCGCAGUAUGUCGUCAUUAGACACUCGAGCCCGGGCUGUGUUUUCUGCAGCGGUUGAAGGUGUGCAGCCGGACAUAGUGGUCCGCAGGAGUCUGGAGCGACAUGGAGACAAACUACUUGUAAAUGGACAGAGUUUCACACUUACCAAUAACCUUUAUCUGGUGGGCUUUGGAAAGGCUGUGCUGGGGAUGGCAGCAGAAGCGGAGAGGCUUGUAGGAGACAAUCUAAUUAAAGGGGUGGUCAGUGUGCCUCAUGGUAUCCAGAAAACACUACACAAUCAUGGAAAAGAGAAGAUGCUCCUUGAGAAUAACAGCAGAAUUACAGUGAUGGAAGGAGCAAAGAACAAUUUACCGGAUGCAGAUGCCCAGAAGUCAGCAGAGUGUAUUCGAGAACUGGCCAGUGGUCUGACUGAGAAAGAUCUGCUGCUCGUGCUCAUCUCUGGUGGUGGUUCUGCUCUUUUACCUGCUCCAGCCCCACCCAUGUCCUUGCAGGAGAAACAGGAUGUGACACGAAAACUUGCAGCAGCAGGGGCCACUAUUCAGGAGUUAAAUACAGUAAGGCGAGCCCUGUCAUUGUUGAAGGGUGGAGGUCUUGCCCAAUGUGCCAACCCAGCCCAGGUAGUGGCAUUGAUUCUGUCAGAUGUUAUUGGAGAUCCUCUGGAUUUGAUAGCCAGCGGUCCAACAGUCAGGAGUGACUUCAAGCCAGAGGAGGUCUGGGCUAUCUUGGAUCGUUAUAAGCUCUCUUACUCUCUUCCUUCCUCCAUGAAUGAGGUGCUUAGUAAAGCUAGACCCCAUUAUGGGUUGCAGGUGCAAGAACAGCAAGAAGAAGUCCAAGACCAUGUUUUAAACGUCGUAAUUGGCUCAAACACUAUUGCUCUUGAAUGUGCCAGCCGUAAGGCUGUUGAAUUAGGACUUCGACCCGUCAUUCUGUCUCCAGGAGUAUGUGGUGACGUUUGCUCUGUUGCACGACUAUACGGGCUGCUCUCACGUUUUGCGUGUUCCCCAGAAAAGGAAACUCCUCCAGAACUCGCUGCAGAGAUCCUUCAGCUUGGACCAGAGGUUGGGGUAGAAAGCUGGGACUUGUGUCGCACCAUGAACGUGCUCGUAGAGGAGAGGAAGGAAGGCUGGGGUGCGACCUGUCUUCUGGCUGGAGGGGAACCCACUGUGCAACUGACAGGAAAGGGCAGGGGAGGGAGGAACCAGGAGUUGGCUCUGCGGGUGGGGCUUGAGCUCAGUAGUGAUGAAGUAAAGAGUGGUGCGGUGUUCCUCAGUGGAGGAACCGAUGGACAGGAUGGCCCCACUGAGGCAGCUGGUGCCGUCACUGACGGGGAAUUGAUGAAAGAGGCCAUGUCUCAAGGUCUGGACAUCUAUGGCUUUCUCACCAAUAAUGAUUCGUUCACAUUUUUCUCACAGCUCACUGAAGGACGACGGUUACUCAUGCCUGGACUGACAGGAACCAAUGUGAUGGAUGUGCAUGCUAUGCUGCUGCCACCAUCACCCCAAAGAGACUUCCAAUAAUUUGACUCCAGGUUGUUUUGUGUUUGGAAGCAACAAAAUUAUGGAGGGAUAUUUUUUUCACUAAGGUGGUUCACUUUUUAAGAU